GCUUGAUGUUCGGUUUGAUCCUCAGCUGAACUCCGGGGGUCCGGAACUUUGGGCGUAAUCGAUCCGCUUCCAGGGGACUUUACAUCGAACCGACACUGGUUCCUGGUUCUGUUCGGUUCUGUCAGGGAUAUUUUUUAUCAUCAUUGACCCAGAGCGGAGCACCCGGCGGACAGGGUCCAUGCCGGACCCGAACUUGGAGCCGAUCCGGGAUUCAGGUUCUGCGGCUGACCCGGAACCAGCCGGUGGGACUGUAGGGCUCUGUGAGGAGGAUGAAACUCCUCCGCUCGCGGCCUCUUCUUCGUUGGUGUCUGCUUCUCCUGGGAGUCGGGUCGCUGCUGCUUCUGGUCCUCCUGCAACAUCUCACUGACUCCGUGCAGCAACAGAACCCAGGUGUUCCUGUCCUGGAGGCUCCGACGUGGCCUGAACGGAAGGUUCCGUCCUUCCCGCCUUUCCUCCAUCUUUGUUCAGACCCGUUGCUGGGCAACAAGCAGCCAGUCACUAAGCGCCACAGGAAGCUGCUACUGAAGGGCGCCCCCUCUGGAGGUUCUACGGCACUGAGGACGCAGCGGUCUCGGCACCGCCAGCUGAACGACGUCUGCUCUAUGUACCAGCCGGUCCGCCGGAAGCAGCGGGUCAGGCUGCAGCAGGUGUCCCGGCUUUACGUGGAGGACCGGUUCCAGCUGCUGUACUGUGAGGUUCCGAAAGCUGGCUGCUCCAACUGGAAACGGGUCCUGAUGGUUCUGGCAGGCAGAGCCCGGUCCACUCAGGAUAUUCCUCAUGAUGCAGCUCAUUACAGCAAUCAGCUGCGGCGGCUGGACAGCUACGAUCGGGCCGGUAUCGCCGAGAGACUCCAAACCUACACCAAGGUCCUGUUCGUCAGGGAGCCCUUUGAGCGGCUCGUCUCGGCUUUCCGGGACAAGUUUGAAAGUCCGAACUCCUACUACCAUCCCGUGUUUGGACGGGCCAUUAUUUCCAGGUACCGGGCCAACGCCACAGGGUCGGGUCUGAAAACUGGCGCCGGCGUCACUUUCAGGGAGUUCGUUCAGUACCUGCUGGACGCGCAGCGACCCGUUGGGAUGGACAUACACUGGGAGCGGGUCGGCCAGCUCUGCAGCCCGUGUCUGAUCCACUACGACUUCAUUGGGAAGAUCGAGAGCCUGCAGGAGGACGCCGACUUCCUGCUGCGCGGCAUCGGCGCUCCGGGAAACCUCACCUUCCCGGACUUCAAGGACAGGAACCCGCGGGAGAAGCGGACCUCGUCCAGAAUCACGCAGGAUUAUUUCUCCCAGCUGAACGGCACGGAGAGGCAGAAGGUGUUUGACUUUUACUACAAGGACUACCUGAUGUUCAGCUACCCCAAACCCUUCCCUGACCUGCACUGACUUAAAGGGGCCGUAUCAUGUAAAAUCAACUUUUUUUUUUUAGCUUUACAUAAUUUUAUAUUAUUCCCGAAUCAAAAAUAUACAU
Molecule: messenger RNA, 1467 nt
Organism: Poecilia reticulata (guppy)
Lineage: Eukaryota; Metazoa; Chordata; Actinopteri; Cyprinodontiformes; Poeciliidae
Product: carbohydrate sulfotransferase 8-like
Biological process (GO): carbohydrate biosynthetic process; proteoglycan biosynthetic process
Cellular component (GO): membrane
Molecular function (GO): sulfotransferase activity
Source: RefSeq, a predicted model, not a curated record